Haemonchus placei is the source of this 702-nucleotide messenger RNA. NCBI's taxonomy places the organism in Eukaryota, Metazoa, Nematoda, Chromadorea, Rhabditida, Trichostrongylidae. The record is from the annotation of a GenBank genome assembly.
AGCACUCUCCAAUGUCAGCCUCCUUCUUUCCACGCGCAUUGCGGCCUCCUUCAGGCUUUCGUACGCGCUGGGCCCUUCCUUUUCCAUAGCUCCCAAGAAGUAGUAUUCUGGCCAGUGUACUAUCUGCUCGUACAGCUGUUGCGCCCUUGUUGUCACUAGUGCCUUCUCAUCCAAUUCCGGAUAAGCCCUGGCCGACAACCUCUCCAGCUCGACGCAGUACUCCGCCACUGUUUGCGCCUCUGCCUUUUUCAGUCUUCUGAGUUUCCUAAGGCCGUUGUCCUCUCGGUCUUCCUCUCGACUCAAUUGGAUUUAGAGAAAGCAGCUACAAUACCCACAUAAGGCCCAUGCCUUACUUCCCUCGGAAGCGCCUCGUAUUGUGCUUUAGCCUUAUCACACAACUUAAACUUCAACAGCGCUUUCAGCUCCUUCUGGGACCAACUAUCUUCAGGUGGAUCUGAUCUGACACGACGUACCUGGGAUUGUUUCAUCAGUAAGCGGCAAUCCUUUCUUCUCUGCUGCCUGCUCGGCGCGCAAGUGGUCAAUCUCUCUCUGUCUUUCCUCGAGUUGGCGACUCUCGCACAAGGUCCUCAUCGGCCCACCCAGUGCACUUCUGCACCUCCUCGAGCACACUCGCUUUCUCUACGAGCUCUUUCACCACUUGCACCAUCUCCACACGUGAUCCGCAGCCCAAGGAAAUCAUAA